UUCACCUUCCGGGAUGUCAUGGCUGGACCUGGCUGGGCAAAGGAGUGGAACUGGGGCCAUCAUGUGCCUCACAUGACCCACGAGACUGGACCAAUGAUCCCCGAGAUCGAUGAAAUGAUGGACGAGAUGCAACGGUAUGACAAAGAUGACACCAGCAUCGACGU
Symbiodinium pilosum is the source of this 164-nucleotide messenger RNA. Lineage: Eukaryota; Dinophyceae; Suessiales; Symbiodiniaceae. The record is from the annotation of a GenBank genome assembly.